GGGGUCUUUGCUCCGAUGUGUCCUCUUAGGGCCGCUCCGGGCCCGAGCCGAGCCGGGACUGGCGCUCGGAGGCUUCGUGCCUGACCCGAAGGGUCCCGGGACGGCGGGCGGAACCCGCUCGAGGGCGGUACCGCCCCAUCCGCCCUCUCGUCCUUCCUGACGCCCGGUUGGGCUGGAGCCGGGGUUAGUCCCGGUUUAGCCCCGCUCCCGCCUGUCCCCUGCAGCGGCUCCGGCUCCAUCCCCGUCCCGCGGCCCCGCAGCCGGGGGAGCCGGGUCAGCGGGGGCUGCCGGGGCCGGGACCAGUGCGCCCGUCUGUUCGCCACGGCAGGGCCCGCGCAGGGGGACCCGCUCGGCCUCGCAGGAUGUCCCAGCCGCCCUCCAUCACCCUCCACGUCCCCGAGGGCACCGAGAGCGAUGGCCAGGAGCCCAGUCCGGACAACGAGAGAGCCCUGCACACCUCAUUCCACCAGCUCAUCCUGGAGCAGAGCAGCUUGAUCGAGGCAGGGCUGGAGCUGGAGUUGCAGGAGAGGGGCAGAGAUGCCUCUGCCGUGACCUGGCCAGAGCCUGGGCGAGGUGAGGAGCACCCCAGCUACUCCUCUGCCUCCCUGCAGAUUUUGGCCAGCAUGCCCAGCCGCACCAUCGGCCGCAACCUUGGGGCCAUCAUCUCCCAGUACUGCAACCGCACGGCCCGGCUGCGGCGCCGGAGCAGCCGCCCACCCCUGCAGCAGCUCUGCCGUGCAGCACGGCCCAGCCUGCGCCAGUACGACCUGGAGACUGACCCCACCAGGGCCACGCUGGAAGAGAAGCGGCGUCUGCUGGUGAAGGAGCUGCUGAGCCUCUCACCCAGCCAGUGCAGCCACAUGCUGCUCACCAUGCCCCUCAGCCUGGCGGAGAAACGCAUCCUCCGGCGGCAGCUGAGCGGGCAGAGGGGCCCCCUGAGGCAGCGCACCCAUCACUGGGCCCCCUCCUCACCCUGUGGUUGGUCCAGGGUCUGCAUCGUCCUCGGCUGCCGAGGUCUCUGGUACCGGCUCCUCUCCCUGCUCCGCACUGCGCAGCCCUGGCACUAUGCCCUGAAGCAGAUUGGUGGCCGCUUUGGCUCCAGUGUCCUCUGCUACUUCCUCUUCCUCAAGACCCUCCUUAUGUUGAACUUCUUUUCAUUCUUCAUCCUCCUGGCCUUUGUGGUGGUCAUGCAGGCCGUGUACCCCCCUGCAUCGGUCAGCCCCCAGCCCUUCACUGGCCUCGAGCUCCUCACGGGAGCGGGCUACUUCACGCACUCACUGCUCUACUACGGCUACUACAGCAACGUCACCCUGAAUGAGCCCUGCACCUCCAGUCCCAAGGGCAGCGUCUGCCCCCUCGCAGUCCCCCUGCUCCCAUACAACUUGCCACUGGCCUACCUGUUCAGUGUUGGGGUCUCCUUCCUUGUCACCUGCAUCCUGCUGGUGUACAGUGUGUCCCGCUCUUUUCGGGAGAGCGUGGGAAGCUCCACAGGGGACUUGGCCAUCAAAGUCUUCUGUGCCUGGGACUUCAAGGUGAUCCAGAGGCGCUCGGUGAAGCUGCAGUGUGAGAACAUCUGCACCCAGUUGAAGGAGCUGCUGGUGGAGCAGCGCUCCCGUUCCCACACGCAGAGCCGCUGCCAGUGCCUGGGCCACUGCAUCGUAGUGCUGCUGGCCUGGGUCCUGGCCCUGGCCUCCGUGUCAGGCUGCGUGCUGGCCGUGCACUACUUCUCAGAGCACAUGCACAUGGUUCAGCAGGAGCAACAAGCACAGGGCAGUGGCAGAUGGCAGCAAGAAGCCAUUCUGCUGGUCAUGCCCCUUGUGGUGUCCCUCCUCAAUGCCUUGAUGCCCCACCUGUACAACUUGCUGGCCAUGUGGGAGAAGCAGGACUCCCCGGUGACACAGGUCUACGUGGCAGUCAUCAGGAACCUCACUCUGAAGACAAUGGUUCUCAUCCUGCUGUGCUACCAGUGGCUCAGCCGGGGCGUUACCUGCUCGACAGAGGAGUGCUGGGAGACCUGUGUGGGGCAGGACCUGUAUCGCUUCAUGGUGAUGGAUUUCAUAUUCACCUUGCUGGACACACUCUUCGGGGAGCUGAUCUGGAGGCUAAUUCUGGAGAAGAGGCUGAAGACAAAGCAGAGGCCGGAGUUUGAUAUCGCCCGAAAUGUGCUGGAGCUGAUCUAUGGGCAGACUCUGACCUGGCUGGGCAUUCUCUUCGCUCCGCUCCUGCCAGCUGUGCAGAUGCUGAAGCUCCUGCUGUUGUUCUAUAUCAAAAAGACCAGCCUGAUGCGGAACUGCCAGUCCCCCAGCAAGCCCUGGCAAGCAUCGCGUAUGAGCACCAUGUUCAUCACUCUGCUGUGCUUCCCCUCCUUCCUGGGUGCAGCUGCCUUCCUCUCCUACACCAUCUGGUCGGUGCAGCCAUCAGAAACCUGCGGUCCCUUCCGGGGGCUGGAAACCAUCUACAAGUCAGGGAAGAGCUGGGUGCUGGUGCUGGAGAAGUCCAACCCCAAUAUCACCUGGUUUACCUGGUUCUACCAGCAUCUGUUGGAGAACACCAGCCUCCUGUUCUUCAUGUCUGUGGCCCUGAUAGCUGUGAUCUACUUCAACAUCCAGGUGGUAAGAGGCCGCCAGAGGGUCAUCUGCCUGCUCCAGGACCAGAUUGCCAACGAAGGGGAAGAUAAGGUAUUUCUCAUUCAGAAGCUCCACUCCGUUUAUGAGCAGAGACACAGACGUUUCUGAGUCCCAGGUGAGGCCAGCAUGAAGGGCAGUGGGAAGGGACUGCCAGGGCACCCAGAGCUCAGCUGUGCUGAGCACGGAUGCUCCUCUGCCUGUCCCAAGGGAUGCACAAUCCUCAGUGUUACUGAGGCCCAGGGACAGGGAGGAGGAUGGAGGCAAGUCUGGAACAAGGGCCCAGAGAGAGAUGACACCUAGGAGUCCCCUCUCCCAUUUGGGAUCUUAGGCACUCUGUCCUCCUAGUGUGAAACUCCGCAGGAAAGAAUGGGAUGGAACCGACUCUGCUUGCAGCUGGGACUGAAUCUGUCAGCACUGGAAGCUGGGGGACCAUGGAGUGCUGGGGAAGAUCCUCCCCUCCUGCCAAGGCCAAGGACCCAUUGGGCCAUGUCACUGGGAAUGCUGCAUCACAGGGGUGCAGGUGCUUCUGAUGCCUGGAGCUGCUGGGAUGCAGUAGGCACGGAAGCAGGGCUGCUGUCACACCCCAGGACACAGCUCCAGGCAGGACUGCCUGCCCAGCACACCCCUGCUCCGUGGGGGCUCACUACUUCAGCUCUCCCUCCUGCCCGUGUGCCUGGGCUGUUUUCUGAAUCCUUUGGGGACCAUGGAGCUUUCUCCACAACCACCUUCACACUGCCUAGGGACAGCAAGCAUGGAGCCAGGAGCUGCCAGGCACGGACCCAGCUCCAGCCCAGUGCCUGGCUCAGCAGGAGAGCAGCUGGCUGAUUCCAGUCCCACAAACAAGGUCACUGGGCCACCCCCAGCAGCCCUGCACUCACUGUGCUGGAUGGUGGGACAGACUUGGAAGAAUCACCAUGAUGCCUAAUGCUGGGCUGGGCAGGGACCCUGUGGGCUCAAGCUGACCUAGCCCAUUAAAGUGCUGCUGUGCAGGAGUGCUCUGGCUGGUGUCAGGACCUGUUGGGCUGGAAGCAGGCAGGUAGGGUUGGUUUGUCAGUGCUACUGGUGGUGGUGACUCAGCAGCAGUGUCAGGGUGUGCUCGGGCUCCUUGGCACCAGCUGCUUUCCCAUGGGGCUGCCUGGGGCAGAGCCCAGUUCUCCCCUGCUGGAGCAAAGGCCGCUGUCACCACACUGGCCACUCACCAUCAGGGUGCAAUGGCUGCAGCCCCCAGCACCGAGAACCACUCACUCCCCUCCAUGUCAUGCUGUUGGCAGCUGCAGGCCCUGGGAUGGCAGCUGCCACAGCACUGACAGGGCAGGGUGUGCUGUGGCAUGUGCCAGGCACGGGCAGCACCAGUGCCCUGUGACUUGGCACCAGGGCUGCCGGCUGCAGCAGCUGCCUGCCCAGCUGGGCUGGGCCAUCAGUGUGAGCACAGGGCGAGUUACCAGCAUGGACAGACACUGCUUAGUGGUGUGGGCACAGGGCAGGUUCUCUCUGCAGCCCCACCUCUUCCUGUGGUGAAUUAACAAAAGCAUUGCUAGCAGGUCAAGGGAGGUGGUCCUGCUCCUCCACUCAGCCCUUGUGAGGCUACAGCUGGAGUGCUGUGUCCAGUUCUGGGCUCCUCAGGACAAGAGGGACAUGGUACUCCUGGAGCAGGUCCAGCAGAGGCUACAGUGACGGUGACAGGACUGCAGCAUCUCUCUAAUGAGAACAGGCUCCAGGAGCUGGGCCUGUUCAGCCUUGAGGAGAAACAACUGACAGGGGACCUCACCAUCUGUCAGCAGGGAGGUGUCAGUGGAUGGACCAGGCUCUACUCCAUGGCACCCAGCAAUAGGACAAGAAGCAACAGGAAGAAACUGAUGUAGAGGACAUUCCACCUGAAUAUAAUUUUGAUGGGUCCCCUCCAAUAUUCUGUGAUAUUCAACUAAAAAGAACUUCCUUGUGCCAAUGGCGGCACACUGGAACAGACUGCCCAAAGAGGGUGUGGUGUUUUCCUCACUGGAGAUAGUCCAGAACUGUCUGGAUGCAAGCCUGUGCCAUGUCCUCUGGGAUGACCCACUCUGGGAUUGCCUGAGCCUAGGUGACUGCUGGAGAGCAGCUGCAGGCUGUGCCCUAGCUCCUGACACCCACCCAGGUCACCCAGUCCUCCCACACCCUCCCCAAGGUCACCCCACUGUGCCUGGGCUCACACAGACAGAGCUGCUGGCAGGAGCCCCACAUGCACUCAGUCUUAAACCCAGGGGACCUGAUCCACCCCAUGCUUCGCACCCCAGCU
Molecule: messenger RNA, 4899 nt
Organism: Poecile atricapillus (Black-capped chickadee)
Lineage: Eukaryota; Metazoa; Chordata; Aves; Passeriformes; Paridae
Gene: TMC6
Product: transmembrane channel like 6
Exons: 19
Coding region: 363-2735 (790 amino acids)
Cellular component (GO): plasma membrane
Molecular function (GO): mechanosensitive monoatomic ion channel activity
Source: RefSeq, a predicted model, not a curated record